ACUGCUUUCUUUCCAAACGUCUUCUAAUCUUAUGAUACCCGGUUCAGCCCUGGAAUCGAAGCAACAUGGCAGGCUCUCAGCCUAGCUGUGCCAACAAUUCCGAGUGCCAGAAAGGUGGAAAAUGUGCAUGCACAAAUUGCCGUCUUGUUCUUUACUGCAGCGCGGCCUGCCAGAAAAGCCACUGGAAAUUCCAUAGGAUUGAUUGCAGAUCAGAGCUGAACAAAUCGAAAUGGUUUCCUGCCUGGGUUACAGAAAAUCGAUCCCCCAAGAAUCAGCCCCCAUUCGGACCGGAUAAGGAUUUCAUGGGGGACAUGCCUGCGUUUGAUCUGCUGAAACUUGGGGACAACGAAGGGAAAGACUAUCACGGACAUUUGCGUAUCUUGCUUGCCGCAUCUGGAGACCUUCGCAACGUGGUGAAGACAGUCACAGACCUUCCGGACGAUUUCAACGGCAGUCUGGAAAUCACGAUAAACGACCACGACGCCGAUGUAGUCUGCCGGAAUGUCCUUUUGCUUCUCAUUUCUUUAGUUGCUGGAGAUGACGAAGAGGUAAUCGAAUGCAUGAUUCAUGUGUGGUACUCAGCGUUCCUCCGCGAGUCCGAUAUCGACCUGCUCAGUCAAUUCCGCCCACUCAUCGAGGAAGUCUGCAAAGACUACGAGAAUUCUGGCUGCAGCCACCCCACCGGAAGACAGUGGACUUUUGGGAAAUGCGGUCUCGUUCCCGUCCUGAAGAAAGAGUCUUGGGAUCGCCUUUUGUCUUUCCUGGAAGCACCUUUUGGCUACACGCCCACCCUUGCCCACAAAGCGAGAACCCUGGCCACGAAAGUGAAAUCGCGCAAGGACUGCCGUGAGCGAUAUCUGUACAGCCAGCCUCCUGCCCACAGAGUGGCGCACGAGAAGUUCUGGGACGAUGGAAUGCUUCUCCCCUUUGGGGCCUCGCGCGAGGAGUUCUGCAUUCCUAACCCGACCUUUUACCAGCACUGGGCACAGUGGCCUAUGAAAGACGAUGCCAACCCCUUGGCUGGAUGGCCCUCCGAAGAAGUCUUUGCGACAUACACUGGACCCGCAACGGCUGAUGUCUACGGAAAGCUGUACUUCUACCUUUAUGGAAUGUUCAAAACUUUCCGAUACAAGCUCAGAACCUCAAAGAUCCUCAUCGAGCUACCGGAGGACUGCGUCACGCCUCUUCCGACAAUACUCGAAGACAGCUGCUUUGAUCGGAUUGAUACCUCCAACCUCGCAGAUUCUGGCAUGUUUGGCAUUGGGCGCACCCUCCAGCUGAUGAUGCCUUUAUUGAAACAACCGUCUGACAAUCCCCACGCCACACUCAUCACCCUGUUCAUGGGCGCCGUAGGGCGGACAAUCAAUGAUUCGGACCGAGAACGUGAGAUUGGACCACAAAGCGAAGGAUGGAGACUUUUGAGGCAGUAUAUGCCCGAUUUUAAACGCCAUGUGCUUACACUAUCGCACCCGGAAUGCGGGAGACUCAAUGCAGCGAUACAGCUAGUGGCGAACCACGAUAUUGUUUUUGACCGGUACAUGGAGAAUCACAAUUUCACUGAGGCUGGUGAGUCCGUCGGUGCUGUGGUAAAAAAAGAUCAUACCAUUGUCGACAAAUGGCCGUUUCAGGUGAAGCUGCGACCUGGUCAGCCUGGCGCACAGGAGGAGUUCGAUCGUCUCCUGAGGGAUAAGUGUCUUGGUCAGGAAUGUUUUAUCGAAUGGAAGAGAGUCGCCAAAACUAUGGCUGACAAGAAUGAGAAGCCUUCUGGUAUGCCGAAAGUUGGUAAAUUGGCCAUUUGAAUAUGAUGACUGGAAAACAGUGCGAGACAUCCUGGUUGGGUUGUUCAACAACACAUUGGCAGUUCUGAUAUUGUUUGUUUUG
Messenger RNA from Aspergillus versicolor CBS 583.65, 1881 nucleotides. RefSeq lists its product as uncharacterized. Lineage: Eukaryota; Fungi; Ascomycota; Eurotiomycetes; Eurotiales; Aspergillaceae. The transcript has 6 exons. The record is from RefSeq and is a predicted model, not a curated record. The coding region runs from base 66 to 1799 and encodes 577 amino acids.